Molecule: messenger RNA, 660 nt
Organism: Vicia villosa (hairy vetch)
Lineage: Eukaryota; Viridiplantae; Streptophyta; Magnoliopsida; Fabales; Fabaceae
Exons: 4
Coding region: 1-660 (219 amino acids)
Source: RefSeq, a predicted model, not a curated record
AUGUGUGAGCCGAAUGAUGGUUAUGCUGAUAUUUGUAUUCUAUAUGAGUUUUUAAUUUCAAACUUUUCUGAUCCCAUUAAGGCAAUUGUUGGGGAUACCUACGCUGAUCUCAUUCAUAACUAUCUUGAUUCCAACUAUCUCCAAAGUCGUGCAAUCUUAGCUUCAACAAUUGAAGUAGUAGAUGAUAUCAACCAAUAUAUAACAAACCUUCUUCCAGGAGAAGACAAAGAAUACUUUAGUAGUGAUUCUAUAGAUAAAUGUGAUGCUACUAACUUUGAUGCAUAUGAGUAUGUUUCACCCGAGUUCCUAAAUGCUCUUAAAACUUUUGGAUUGCCUAAUCAUUCAAUCAGGUUGAAAGUUGGUGUCACGAUAAUGUUAAUGCGCAAUCUAGAUCAGUCUGAAGGCUUUGGCAAUGGUACACGACUCACUGUAACCAGACUUGCUUCUCAUGUGAUUGAAGCUAAGAUCAAUUUUGGAAAAAAAAUAUUGACGGUGUUGUUUCCUGAAGAUGUUAGUGCUGAUGAUCUGAACGUGACAGCUAGACAGGUGAAUGAAGCUAUCGGAGACGGUGCAACUGUAUUUAUGUUGUUUACGUUGAUGGAUUUGAAAGAUAAAGUGGUUGACAAAGUCUGCACACUUUAUACCAGUAAGAACUUCUAG